Molecule: messenger RNA, 1062 nt
Organism: Exophiala oligosperma
Lineage: Eukaryota; Fungi; Ascomycota; Eurotiomycetes; Chaetothyriales; Herpotrichiellaceae
Product: 1-aminocyclopropane-1-carboxylate deaminase
Exons: 1
Coding region: 1-1062 (353 amino acids)
Biological process (GO): amine catabolic process
Molecular function (GO): pyridoxal phosphate binding; 1-aminocyclopropane-1-carboxylate deaminase activity; D-cysteine desulfhydrase activity
Source: RefSeq, a predicted model, not a curated record
AUGGCUGGCCUUGUUGUUGACGUGGAACUUCCGUCGCCGUUCUCGGAGAUCCCCCGCCAGCCUUUGCUCCUGGGACCAUCACCUAUUCAUACACUCGAGCGCCUCUCUCUUGGUCUCGGCAACAAAGUCACUAUCUAUGCGAAACGCGAGGAUCUCAACUCCGCGCUCGCCUUUGGCGGGAACAAAACUCGCAAGCUCGAAUACCUGGCGGCCGAAGCACUGAACCAGGGACGUGACACCCUUGUCUCGAUAGGUGGCGUACAAUCCAACCACACCAGACAAGUCGCUGCCGUGGCCGCACACCUUGGGCUUAAGGCUGCCCUGGUCCAGGAGAAUUGGGUUGCCCACAACGAUCCAGGAUACGACAAGGUCGGCAACAUCCAGUUGUCCCGACUCAUGGGCGCGGAUGUCAAUCUCGACCCGUCCACUUUCGGCAUCGAACACAAGCAGACCUUGCAAACUCUCACGCAAAAGGUAAUUGACCAAGGUGGUAAGCCGUACUACAUCCCGGCCGGCGCUUCGGACCAUCCAUUAGGCGGUCUAGGUUUUGCUCGUUGGGCGUUCGAAGUACGCGCCCAAGAGACGCAGAUGGGCACAUUCUUCGACACCGUCAUCGUGUGCGCCGUGACAGGCUCGACAUUCGCCGGAAUGAUUGCUGGAUUCAAACUUCUCGAGAAACGCGGACAAUCUCCCCCGCGCAAGGUCAUCGGCAUCGAUGCCAGUGCGACACCGCAACAGACGUUUGACCAGGUCCUCCGCAUCGCGAAACAGACUGCCGCCAAGAUUGGACUGAGCGAGGACGAUUUAUCGGAGGAGGACGUAAUUCUAGAUACGCGCUACCAUGCUGGAUGCUACGGCAUCGCGGAUAAAGCCACACUCGAGGCCAUGAGGUUCGCAGCGCGCACCGAGGCCUUCAUCACUGACCCUGUCUACGAGGGCAAGAGCUUGGCCGGCAUGAUGGAUCUGAUCAAGCGUGGAGAGAUAUCCGAAGGGAGUCGGGUGCUCUAUGCGCAUUUGGGUGGGCAGAUGGCGUUGAACGCAUACUCGGACAUACAACAGUGA